Messenger RNA from Ilyonectria robusta, 2979 nucleotides. RefSeq lists its product as uncharacterized. The transcript is spliced from 2 exons. The record is from RefSeq and is a predicted model, not a curated record. Bases 1 to 2979 code for a protein of 992 amino acids. NCBI's taxonomy places the organism in Eukaryota, Fungi, Ascomycota, Sordariomycetes, Hypocreales, Nectriaceae.
AUGGCAACCAACAAGGAAUGCCUCGGCAGCAUUGUUGCUUUCGAGGGGCAUGCUGAGACCAUCUCGACUCAGCUACGGCUACUGCCCACCUCGCCACAGAUUCUCAUUCUCCCCAGUAUCCAAAGUUAUGUUUCGAAGGACCAACGCGAGAAAUGCUUUGACGCACGCAUUUGUGUCAAAAAGACACACGACGCCCUUAUUGCCCGGAACCAGGUCGCCCAGAGCUUCCUGCAAGCUUCGACUCCCAACAGCAAGCGCCUCGUGUUUAUGAACGGCGGCACUCCCGGUGCACAGGCAUCGUGUAUCAAGGCCAUCAUGGAGCACGAAACCCACGGCGAUUUCAACCUGGCCGAGGCCAUCUUCAACCACUUAACCAAGGAGGGCAUGGCUGGCCUUGAGAACCCAACCAGAGACUGGAGAACGAGAAACACAUUCGAGUAUUCUGGCGAGCAGGAAUUCAAUGAGGAGUUCGAGGAUCCCAUAACAAGGGCCAUGAGAGCUGCCGAUGCUUUGGAUCGCCAAACAGCCAGCUUGCAACCCUCCAACGAGAUGGAGAUGACGGGAGUCUUUCGCCCUCGAAGCAACAGCUUGCCGUUGUAUGGAUACGCCGAUAACUUUGGCGAUGCCGCUCCCUUCUUUGUCUUCGGCGCCAAAAACCAGCAAGAUGACACCGAGAGCUUGACCGACGAGGCCAUGGAUGUGGCCUGGUCGAGGCGAAAUUCCCAGCAAAGUUCUCGGGCUUCUCGAUCAUCAAUGUUUGCCAUCACACACUACGAAAAGCCGAUGGACGAGGUUUUCCCCGGUUUCACAAAUCUCCUACCUCCUUCUCCCCAGCUGUCCUACCCCAGGUCGCCUAGCUGCAUUGGCGAGGCGUAUGCAUCCUUGGUGGCACAGGCGCCUCUCGGCCCCGAGGUGUUCAAUCCUGGUUCCGACAUGUUUGGUAUUCGCUCCACAGAUAAUGUCGUGUAUGGCGAAGCAUCGCUUCUAGACAUGCGGCUUUCUGGCCGCAGGGCCACCUUGACGAGAGUCAAAUCGCUUGACCGAAUCUGGCCUGCUGCACCCAAGUACCGGGACCUAUGUAUACCGUCAGAUACGACUGAACCGGAAAGAGAGCCUGCUGGUGAUUUUGAGCGUGAGACGCCAGCUGGCUCUCGUCGACAUUCUUGUAUGGUCAUCACCAGCGCUAAGGAGGCUCGGCCAAGUCGACUGAGUUACAUCGGGGGGCCGCGGACCAUUGUUGUGAGAUCCAAUCGACCUGUUAUUAAGAUGGCUCUAGUUCCUUUCGAGAGGAAGAGACAGCCAGCGAGAGCCUCGUAUGUCGACCGAGGUACCGAUGCAGAGGUCUCUGAACAUGAGGAGCCCUUCAAGCCUGUCCUUCCCUUCAUAGAGGAUCUCGUCGUAAUUUUCAAGGACGAGGUCCCAGACAGACUCCUUGAUUCCGUCGUUGGGGGGUUCAGGGCUGGCAACUACCCUGUUGUUUUGCACUCGUCAGCUCCAUCCGAGACUGACGAAGCCCGCACAACCACUCCUAGCACACCCAAGUCUCAGACCCUCGAAGACCCGGAUUGUAUGGAUGAUUCGUUCCAGGACUCGGAUGUGGAGGGUUUCGCUCGCAACAGUUACACUGAUGAGUACGACCCCUUCGCCUAUGUGCAACCCACUUGGCCUGAAUCGAAGCCAUUAGAAAGGGCACCCGCUCUGAAGUUGCAAGUGCCCCCAACUCCGGCCCAGACGCCUCCCCCUUUCGUCUCGGAAACAGAUGAGAAACUCCAUGAAUUCUAUAUCACCACUCAGCAGACUGCCGUCACAAUUCAGAACUCACUUCGAUCUAUACUGAAAGUCCACUUCCCACCGGAAACCCAAGGCUACCGCCAGUUCCAGUUCCCCCUCCUUCCUGAACUCGAGGGGCUUUGGAGGCCAAUCUUCCGACAGGCCGAAGCGGAGAGUACACAGGAGAAUAACCGCAGAAUGGAUCAAAUCUUCGCUAUUGGAGCCCAGCGAGGUGUGAAGAAGAACUAUGCAUCCGCUAUUACCGGACAAUUAGAAAGGUUGGGGACCAAGUCGAGCGGCCUGAGCCGUAGUGGCAGGCUGGACUUCAGAUACCUCCUCGCCAAUGCCAUGCAGGCAUUCACUGCUCAGCCUCUGACAAGUCAGACUCAUGAUAACCCAUUUGCCAACCCUUACCUGCUGGCUACUCUGAUCAUUCCUCAUCUUGAGACGUACCUCGCCCUCCAUUCAGAUGUUCGGUUUCUGCUUCUCGAGUACCCUCCGGAGCACCUCCCUACCAUGCUUGCCUUGCAAAAGCUAGUUGGGGUUGACCUUAUGAAGGUAGCUCAAAUUGUGGACUCCAACAGCAAAGACUUGCCCUUCACCAACCUCCGCGGCACCGGUUCCAUCAACAGUCCCGAUCAGGGGUGCACAGGCCGAUAUGGAGCGUCUUUGUCACCAAUUGGGCCAGCCUACGAUAUUACCGUAUCAAAGGCCAAUUUCCUUCUCACUUCGACCGCGACUGAAGCGGAAAUCGCAACAUUCAUUACUACGGUCCUAAAGAUUCUCUCUGAAAUCUGCCCAUUUUAUAUCCCCGAGGAGCCACCCAAAAGGGUGACUCCGAAGAAGGAGAAGAAUAGGCCAGCACCGCUACAGGGGACAUUUUCCCCCUUUCCCCGGGUACCCUCUGGAGGUUUCAGCCCAGCCUUGUCUCCUGGUCUCAUACCAAGACUCGGUUCCCCCCCGAUACCUUCUCGGACAGCAUCUAUUGCCGAAACCGUCAGGACGUCCAAGUCGACGAGGAGCAGACACGGGACGAGCAAGUCACGACGCAAGCCAUCAACUGUUGAUUGCGAGUCCAUCCUUACCAUCGACCUCGAUGACAGCGAUUGGGACCAAGAAGACCGUCGGGUUAUGCCGACUUUGAUCAAGAGGCCAGAGAUCCGCAAGGGCAACAGCCGCAAGGCGCUUAAGUUCCUUGGGCUUGCGUAA